Purpureocillium lilacinum is the source of this 4989-nucleotide messenger RNA. Its product is annotated as DNA polymerase zeta. Lineage: Eukaryota; Fungi; Ascomycota; Sordariomycetes; Hypocreales; Ophiocordycipitaceae. Gene Ontology annotation, cellular component: zeta DNA polymerase complex; nucleus. Gene Ontology annotation, molecular function: nucleotide binding; DNA-directed DNA polymerase activity; DNA binding. The record is from RefSeq and is a predicted model, not a curated record. Gene Ontology annotation, biological process: double-strand break repair via homologous recombination; error-prone translesion synthesis.
AUGGACUUGUUCCGAGUCAGACUGAACUGCAUCGAUCAUUACCAGGCGACACCCAGCCGCUAUGACCCACAGCUGCGCAACGAUGUGCGACCGUCGCAGGUUUCGCGAGGCCCGAAGGUGCCGGUUGUUCGGAUCUUUGGCUCGACCGAAACGGGCCAAAAGGUUUGCGCACACGUACACGGGGCGUUCCCGUACCUAUACGUGGAGUACAAUGGUGGGCUAGCAUCUGAAGAAGUCGGCGCAUUCAUAUAUCGCCUUCAUUUGUCCAUCGACCAUGCGCUGGCUGUGAGCUACAGGCGUGACCAAUAUGGAGAUAACGCCAAGUUCGUUGCCAGGAUCACGUUGGUGAAGGGCAUCCCUUUCUACGGUUUCCACGUCGGGUAUAGGCUCUUCCUCAAGAUUUACGUGUUCAACCCUAUCGUAAUGACCCGACUCGCCGACCUCCUACAGCAGGGUGUGAUUAUGAAACGAAAAUUUCAGCCGUAUGAGGCGCAUCUGCAGUACCUGUUGCAGUUCAUGGUCGACUACAACCUGUACGGGUGCGACUAUCUCGAUUCGUCCAAGGUUACCUUUCGAUCUCCGGUGCCGCAGCAUAAUCAGGAUUCGAAUUCAUCACAUCUCUGGCAUAGCGUUUCGGUUCCGGCAGAGUCGGUCACGGAUGAUCCGACGCUGCCCCGCGUGAGCCACUGCUCAAUCGAAGUGGACAUUUGCGUCCAGGACAUCGUCAACAGAAAGAUGGUCAAGGAGCGCCAGCUGCAUCAUGACUUCGUCGAACGCACAAUCCCGAUACCGAGAGAUCUAAAGUUCGUAUACAGCAUGGCUGGCCUGUGGAAGGAUGAAACCAAGAGGCGACAACGACAAAUGCCGAAGGCCCAGCAGCAUAAUAGCCCGUUCCCCCCGGAAGCCCUGGUCUCAAUGUCCGCGGAUCCCCGAGAUUCGCAACCGCAGGGGUGGAUCCAUGAAGAGGAAUAUCAACAAGACAUACGAGAUUUGGUUUCUCAGGAGGCUGCUGACCUGGGAGGUGCAGCCGUGUCAUUUGAAACGUUCGUUAAAUCUGCAGAACCCGAAGCGGAAGUCAGUACCAUCUUGCAGUCUGUGGAGGACCUGUAUCCUUCCAAGCUGAUGCCCGCCCUUGGUCUGCCGUCCAACCUCGGCAAAUCAGUACUGGAUCCCGCGAGUAGCAUCGAAGUCGACGAGAAGAAGGCGCUGCAAGUCCAAGAAGAAGAGGACAGCGUUUUCCCAGACGAUUCGGAUGAGGAAAUGUUGCAGAAACUGAACGAAACGAACCCACCGGGAGAUUUGGAUGCUCAAAAUGCACGGGAAACACACCAAGCGGAAGGACAGAAAUCUACUGCUGAAACUCUACCUCCGUUUUGGGAGAUACCGGGCGUUGCCUUCAGCGUACUGAAAACGGGACAGUGCCCGACGAUACCCGUUACAGACGACCUUCUUGAUGCCGCCGUGGAUGAUGGAUUUUUAUGCAGGGUGCCCAAACGACACGCCGCCCCCAAAACAAACUCCAAGCGCGGAGGGACCGAGACACCGCCGGACAGUCCCAACUCAAAGCGAUUCAAACCGACGAUCUUGGACGCUUCUCAGAAUACGAGACCGAAUGCUAUCAAGCCAGGCCUUGCUGCAAGGAGCGUGUCUAAGGGAUCAAAUGACACUCGUCGGCUGGGGAGAGACUCCAGCAUUGGCCGUACAACGCCGUCGGUGGCUUCUGGUGGUUUCCAAGCAGACCGCGCUGCCGACUCCAAGGCUGGGGCCGAAUCCGAUGGCUUUGCGAAACGAGAAAACCUACCACUUCCGAAGCAGUUGAGUCGGGAGACAGGGACACAGAAGAAAGUGUCCUUUGUAGAUAGUGCUCCUGGUGCUGCAGGGAACGGACACCAGGGCCAUGACACGCUCAGCGCCUUCUCCGUUCCCAGAGGUCGGUGCCAACGGCGGACGUUUGCCUUUGCUGCUUUGCCACCCACAUACGCCGACAGCAUGGACAUGACGAAGUACGACUUGCCGGACGUCAUUUAUCAGGAUGCAUACUACAGCAAGGAGAAAGAUGUUCCCGAUCGAAUUCGGGAAUACGCAGGCAGGGAAUAUCGCCUUGACAGCAACACCGUGCCCUUCCUGCCCCAGUUUGACCUGCAAGGUGGGCUCCCUACCGCACUGGAUGGGAGAGCAGAAGCGCAAGGCAUGGUCAGCCUUCAGCGACAACACACGCGACAACAGUGGCAAUGCGGCUGGCGUAGUUGGGAAUACAAUCGGCCACCACCUACGUACCGGGCAGUCUCGAAUUGGGCCGAUGAUAAGACUCACAACAGUCGAGAGCAAGUCAGGAGACGCCGCCCAAAGGCCGUAAUGCAGCCGGGAGCGAUGUCCCAAAUUGAUGGGCCAACGCCGAAGAACAAGCAUGGAUUCAAGUUUACCCAGAAGGCGGCUAGAACCAGUGUUGAACACGAGGUUCAGUACAUGAGCACCAUGAGCCUGGAGGUGCACGUCAAUAGCCGAGGAAAGUUCAUUCCGAAUCCUGAACAAGACGAAAUUCAGUGCAUAUUCUGGGCCUGCAAGUCUGAUGAGAGGACAUACAACACACAAGAGUCAGUCAACGCUCUCCGGUCUGGAAUGCUGGUGCUCUCUCACGAUGGGACUAUCGCGCAACAGAUAACACGGGUGACAAAUGCGUCCGUUGCUGCAGAGGACAGCGAGCUGGAUCUGAUAGUGCGGAUGGUCGAGAUAGUGAGGACAUUUGACCCGGACGUCUUGACAGGCUUCGAGGUGCAUGGGAGCUCGUGGGGCUACCUUAUCGAACGCGCGAGACUCAAGUACGACUACGACCUGUGCGACGAGUUCUCUCGCAUGAGGUCCGAUUCUCAUGGCAGGUUCGGCAAGAACAACGACCGAUGGGGCUUUAACACAACGUCGACAAUCCGUGUCACCGGCCGACACAUGAUCAACAUUUGGCGAGCGAUGCAGGGCGAGCUGAACCUCCUUCAGUAUACCAUGGAGAACGUGGUGUGGCAUUUGCUCCACCGCCGUGUGCCGCACUAUUCCUGGAAAACGCUCACGAAGUGGUACAGGAGCAAUAAACCGGCGGAGCUCGGAAAACUGUUGCGAUACUACCAGAAUCGUGCGCGGCUGGACAUUGAGAUCCUUGAAGCCAACGAGCUCAUUGCGCGAACCAGCGAGCAGGCCAGACUCCUCGGCGUCGACUUCUUCUCGGUGUUUUCCCGAGGAUCACAGUUCAAAGUCGAGUCGAUCAUGUCUAGGAUCGCCAAGCCAGAAAACUUCGUCUUCGUAUCGCCGAGCAAAAAGCAGGUUGGCGGCCAGAAUGCACUCGAAUGCCUGCCUCUAGUCAUGGAGCCCCAGAGUGCUUUCUACAGUAGCCCGCUCUUGGUGCUGGACUUCCAGAGCCUGUACCCCAGCGUCAUGAUUGCGUACAAUUACUGCUACUCCACGUUUCUCGGCCGUAUCAAGAACUGGCGAGGGACCAGCAAGAUGGGCUUCACAGAGUACGAGCGCCAGAAGGGUUUACUCUUGCUCUUGAAGGACUGCAUCAACAUUGCGCCAAACGGCAUGAUGUACGUCAAGGCAGAGAUUCGCAAGUCUCUGCUUGCCAAGAUGUUGACAGAGAUCCUCGAGACCAGGGUCAUGGUCAAAAGCGGCAUGAAGAAGGACAAGGACGACAAGACAUUGCAGCAGCUGCUGAACAAUCGUCAACUGGCGCUGAAGCUUUUGGCAAAUGUCACCUAUGGCUAUACGUCUGCGUCGUUCUCUGGGCGAAUGCCCUGCUCGGAAAUCGCUGACAGUAUUGUCCAAACUGGGAGAGAAACACUGGAGCGGGCAAUUGCAUACAUCCAUUCCAUCGAGCGAUGGGGUGCAGAAGUCGUGUAUGGCGACACGGACAGCCUUUUUGUCUACUUGAAGGGGAGGACGAGGGAGCAGGCCUUUGACAUUGGCAACGAGAUCGCAAAGGCGGUCACGGAGAUGAACCCGCGGCCGAUCAAACUCAAGUUCGAAAAGGUCUACCAUCCUUGCGUGCUUCUAGCCAAGAAGCGCUACGUGGGGUACAAGUACGAAAGCAAAGGGCAGGCCAAGCCCGACUUCGACGCCAAGGGCAUCGAGACUGUCCGUCGGGACGGCACGCCCGCGGAACAGAAGAUCGAGGAGAAGGCACUCAGGAUGCUGUUCGAAACGGCCGACCUGAGCCAGGUCAAGUCAUACUUCCAGUCCCAAUGCGACAAGAUCAUGCGCGGAGCCGUCUCCGUGCAGGACUUUUGCUUCGCCAAGGAGGUCCGCCUGGGAACUUACUCGGACAAGGGGCCACCACCGGCAGGCGCGUUGAUCAGCACCAAGAAGAUGCUCGAGGACGCCAGGGCAGAGCCGCAGUACGGAGAGCGCGUGCCGUACGUGGUGAUCACGGGCGCACCGGGGUCGCGGCUCAUCGACCGGUGCGUCGCGCCCGAGGAGCUCCUCGUCAACCCGCACUGGCAGCUCGACGCCGAGUACUACAUAUCCAAGAACCUCAUCCCGCCGCUGGAGCGCAUCUUCAACCUGGUGGGCGCCAACGUGCGGCAGUGGUACGACGAGAUGCCCAAGGUCCAGCGCGUCCACCAAGCGACGUCGGCCCAGGCGAGCAAGCGGUCGACGCUCGAGUCGUACAUGCGCUCGACCCACUGCCUCGUCUGCAACGCAAAGUUCGCAGAGGAGGGCUACGCCCUGUGCCCGGCAUGCCGCGACGACGCGCCCGCCUCCAUGCUCGCCCUGCAGACGCGCCUCGCCGCCGACGAGCGCAGCUUCCUCGAGGUGCUCGACGUGUGCCGCACCUGCUCGGGAAUGAGUCCACUGGACGAGGUGCGCUGCGACAGCAAGGACUGUCCCGUGUUCUGGACGCGCAUGAAGCAGCGCACCAGGAUGGUGACUACCAAGGCCGCAGCGGGGCCUGUGAUACGUGAGCUCAUUGAGGAGUCUGGCAGAGAGCAGUUAGAAUGGUGA